AUGGCAAACGAACGAUCUGAACAACCCUUCAUCGUCCGCUUCUACAGCAAGCCUGACAAGAACCACCCGUCAACUGAAGACCCAGAAGGGCGCACCCUCAAGGACAUGCUCAACUACAGCAACGACGAGUUGGAAUCCCACGUAAGCCCAAGCACGCUCUAGAAUCCAGACCACAACGACAACUGCUGACAUCUUUCUCUUUCCAGCACGACUACAUCCAAUACCUCUUCCCUCUCCCCGAGAAAUCCAUGGUCAACCCCGAAGCCGUCCUCAUCGAUUUGGAAACUUAUCACGCUUUCCAGGAGGAUCCUACCCUUCGGGCUCGACUCUUCGAAGCUUUCAAACGCAUGGCUUCGUUCUACGGCUUUGACCUGACCGGCAGCGAGAAAGAUCCUGUGCUCACACCCAAAGAGAACUUCAAGAAGCUCGCCGGUCAGACUUGGCUCACGCACUUCGAUCACAAUCAUCUACGCAUCACCCGGAUCAUACGGUAUCACAGUGCUAAGAAACCCCUGUACGGAGUUACAGAUGCUAAUCAUCCAGUAGGUGCCUCCGCGUUCUCAGCUUGGAGAAGGUAGCUACCGCAUUCUUCGAAUCACUAGAAGCAUACGCCGGCAAUAAGGUCAACGCAAAGUCUCGAGACGUGUGGAGGAAAGCGGCCAAGCGGCCACUCAACAUGAGACCAGACAGAGAUGAUGCGAUCGGUAUCAAAUGGCUCUAUGAGGAGCUGAAUCCAAAGCAGGAAGAAGGGAGCGAUGAGUGA
This is a messenger RNA of Lecanosticta acicola, 763 nucleotides long. NCBI's taxonomy places the organism in Eukaryota, Fungi, Ascomycota, Dothideomycetes, Mycosphaerellales, Mycosphaerellaceae. The record is from the annotation of a GenBank genome assembly.